Exophiala spinifera is the source of this 678-nucleotide messenger RNA. Its product is annotated as acyl-CoA thioesterase II. Gene Ontology annotation, molecular function: fatty acyl-CoA hydrolase activity. NCBI's taxonomy places the organism in Eukaryota, Fungi, Ascomycota, Eurotiomycetes, Chaetothyriales, Herpotrichiellaceae. Gene Ontology annotation, cellular component: peroxisomal matrix. The coding region runs from base 1 to 678 and encodes 225 amino acids. The record is from RefSeq and is a predicted model, not a curated record. Gene Ontology annotation, biological process: acyl-CoA metabolic process; fatty acid catabolic process. The transcript is spliced from 2 exons.
AUGGCUUCAGAGAAAGGAGCGUCAGACCUACAUGGCCCCGAACAUUUACCGUGGCCUUUCCGAUUUCAACGCCAGACGGAAUCUGUACCGACAGAUUUGGGACCCGAGAAUGGCUUCAUGCCCAAAGGCAGCCCCAUCGAGAGCCGUGGUCAUACAAUCACAAAUGAAGCUGAACCGUGGCGUCGUCAUGCCCAGCAGUGGAUUCGCACACGAGGCACGAUUAGCGCGUCUGGAGGACACCAAGCUCAAGCAGUGGCCUUGGCUUACCUCUCAGACUCGUAUCUCCUCGGCACCAUCUCUCGCGUUAAUCAUCUAUAUCGCUUCCGAGGGGUUGAGGCUACAAAAUCAGCUUCUUCGAAACCUUCUUCGGCGGACGAGGACAGUGAAGGAGAGAGUGUUGAGCGAUUAAAGGAGAUCGAAGGCUUCCGUGAUGACCCUGACAACAGAAAUGGCAGACCUGAAGUGGAUAUGACAGUAUCGUUAAGUCACAGCAUCUACUUCCACCGGCCCAAGGACGUCCGUGCGGAUCAAUGGCUCUACUUUGACAUGUCCAGUCCUUGGUCAGGUGAUGAAAGAGGUCUAGCGGUUCUUAGAAUCGUUUCAAGAGAAGGUGUUCAAUUGGGCACUUGCAUCCAGGAGGGCCUCGUAAGACUGACUCAAUCAGUAUCUAAGAUCUAA